GCGCUGGUGCUCAGCCACAGGCCACACCCCGGGCUCAAGCGGUUCUUCCUGAAUGUGCUCGGAUGGUGGAGUGACGAUUCCCCGGAGACAUGACCUUGCUCGGUCUUCAGCUCCGGCCCGUGUCCCCCCAGGAAACGGCAGUGAGUCGGAGGAAGAGCUCAGCGCUGUAACCGCGGGGAGCCCGGCGCUGACUCACUGGGCCCCCGACUCCAGGUUCCACCCCGGCCACACCAAGAUGGACGCAAUCAGGAGAGGGAGCGCCAAGGACAGCCAGCGCCACAGGGUCCACCUCGAGGCCCAGGGCGCGGUCACCCAGAACUUCUCCUCGGAGAGCAAACAGGACACGGAAUAUGGACCCUGCCGCCGGGAGAUAGAGGACACGCUGAACCGGCUCAAGUCCUUGAGCACACUGAGCCCUCGGGGCAUCCAGCUCCCCAACUGCGACAAGAAGGGCUUCUACAAGAGGAAGCAGUGCCGCCCGGCCAAGGGCAGGAAGCGUGGCUUGUGCUGGUGCGUGGACAAGUACGGGCAGCCCCUCCCCGGGCACAACCCGCCGGGCAAACCGGACGUGCACUGUGACAGCGCGGACAGCCAGUGACCUGGCGUUCAGAGGAACUCAGACCCCGGUCUCGCACCGCAGACUGCCAAGGCGGGGAUCAGCUUUGGCUGCAGCCUCGAUUAUAUAUCUUUCUCUGGUGAA
Molecule: messenger RNA, 700 nt
Organism: Myotis davidii
Lineage: Eukaryota; Metazoa; Chordata; Mammalia; Chiroptera; Vespertilionidae
Gene: IGFBP3
Product: insulin like growth factor binding protein 3
Exons: 4
Coding region: 53-598 (181 amino acids)
Biological process (GO): regulation of insulin-like growth factor receptor signaling pathway
Cellular component (GO): extracellular region
Molecular function (GO): insulin-like growth factor I binding; fibronectin binding; insulin-like growth factor II binding
Source: RefSeq, a predicted model, not a curated record